Messenger RNA from Setaria italica (foxtail millet), 1440 nucleotides. RefSeq names its product probable auxin efflux carrier component 5b. Gene Ontology annotation, molecular function: auxin efflux transmembrane transporter activity. The transcript is spliced from 5 exons. Gene Ontology annotation, biological process: auxin polar transport; auxin export across the plasma membrane. Gene Ontology annotation, cellular component: endoplasmic reticulum; plasma membrane. NCBI's taxonomy places the organism in Eukaryota, Viridiplantae, Streptophyta, Magnoliopsida, Poales, Poaceae. Bases 93 to 1184 code for a protein of 363 amino acids. The record is from RefSeq and is a predicted model, not a curated record.
ACCUCUCACUUGUGUGAGCUGUGACGUCAAAGAAAAAAAAAAGAGGCACCAGCGAAGGGAGGCCCGAGCAGUGGGAGGAGAACAUAUAGGAGAUGAUAGGGUGGGGCGACGUGUACAAGGUGGUGGCGGCCAUGGCGCCGCUCUACUUCGCGCUGGGUCUCGGCUACGGCUCGGUGCGGUGGUGGAAGCUGUUCACGCCGGACCAGUGCGACGCCGUGAACCGCCUCGUGGCCUACUUCUCCGUGCCCUUCUUCGCCUUCGACUUCGCCGCGCGCAUCGACCCCUUCGCGCUCAGCUACCGCGUCCUGGCCGCCGACGCGCUGGCCAAGCUCGCCGUCGUGGUCUCCCUCGCCGCCUGGGCCGCCGCGUGCGCGUCCGCUCGCCGCGGCGGCGGCGACGGCAAGGGCAACAAGGACCGAGCCUUCUCGUGGUGCAUCACGGGGUUCUCGCUGGCCGCGCUCAACAACACGCUCGUCGUGGGCGUGCCGCUGCUGGACGCCAUGUACGGCAAGUGGGCACGCGACCUCAUCGUGCAGAUCUCCGUGGUGCAGAUCAUCGUGUACUUCCCGCUCCUGCUGCUGACGUUCGAGGCCAGGCGCGCGUGGGGCGCCGGGAAGCGGCCGGCCGCGGAGGAGGAAGGUGCAGGCGGCGACGUGGAGGAAAGCGGCGGCGAGACGGCGGCGCGGUCGUUCUGGCCGCUGGUUAGGGCCGUCUGGAUGAAGGUGGCGAAGAACCCGAACGUCUACGCGGGCGUCCUCGGCGUCGCGUGGGCGUGCGUCACCAACAGGUGGCACAUCGAGACGCCGAGCAUCAUCGAGGGCUCCGUGCUCGUCAUGUCAAAGACCGGCGUUGGCCUCGCCAUGUUUAGCAUGGGACUGUUCAUGGCGCUGCAGGAGAAGAUCAUCGUCUGCGGCGCCGGGCCGACUUUCCUCGGCAUGGCGCUGCGGUUCGUGGCCGGGCCGGCGGCCACCGCGGCCGGAGCCCUCGCCAUGGGCCUCCGCGGCGACGUCCUGCGUCUCGCUAUCAUACAGGCUGCGCUUCCCCAGGCCAUCACCACGUUCGUGUUCGCCAAGGAGUACAGCCUGCACGCGGACGUGCUCAGCACUGCGGUCAUCUUCGGGACGCUGGCGUCGUUGCCCGUGUUGAUCGUGUACUACAUUGUUCUAGGUCUGAUACGGUGCUAGUCCUCAGGCAGCUAGAGUUACCUUUUUCAGUGGAUGUACCUACUAGCAGAGUCGCCACUUGUACCCUUGAUCUUCAGUAGGCAUCUAGAUUAGCUGCUUAUUAAGCUUGUGGCAUUGCUCUUAUGUACCUGUAACCACUGUGGCUUAUCUGAUGAGGACAUCAGCAAUAGUGACCAUCUCACAACUGCAGGUGCAGCAUAGUUAAAUAAUUAAUUUCUGAGCACUGCAGAACGUUCUCCUUUUUCUGAACAAUAAA